Molecule: messenger RNA, 568 nt
Organism: Sinocyclocheilus anshuiensis
Lineage: Eukaryota; Metazoa; Chordata; Actinopteri; Cypriniformes; Cyprinidae
Product: major histocompatibility complex class I-related gene protein-like
Exons: 5
Coding region: 1-477 (158 amino acids)
Biological process (GO): immune response
Cellular component (GO): external side of plasma membrane
Source: RefSeq, a predicted model, not a curated record
AUGUGGUAUCAUGAGGUUUUUUCCUACCCAAACUGCCUAAAUACUCUCAGGUCUUACCUUAAAAAGAGAGGAGCUCAGGUAAAGAGGAAAGGAUUUUACCCUCGUCACAUCAACCUGACCCUGUUCAGAGACGAGCAGCCUGUAGCUGAUCAUGAGAUCACUGGAGGAGAUCUGCUGCCCAAUGCUGACGGGACGUACCAGAUGAGGAAGAGUCUGGAGAUCAGAGCUGCAGAUAAACACAGAUACACCUGCUCUGCCACACACCUCAGUCUGGACAACAAACUGGACAUUGAUUUGGAGUGUCAAGGGGAAACAUUUAAGCAGGUGAUUUCCUCAGUGCUUGUGGUUUUGGCAUUGGGACUGGUGUUGAUGACUGUGAUUGGCGUUUUUAAAUGGAGGAGAAGGCGUCACUCAGCUUCCUCCACAAGUGACUACUCUUCUGCUUCUACAACUGAAGACAAUGUGGAUAAAACAUAAUUAAAUUAAUGGGCAAGUAAAUAUGUAGCCUAUAGAUGCAUAUAAUAUUAGAAAGUACUGAUAACAAUAUGCAUAAAUAGAAUAUAAUAGC